AUGGAGAAAGUGAAGGUCAUUAGAGAGCGAGUUAAGAUAGCUCAGAGUCGCCAAAAGUCCUAUACAGAUAUUAGCAGGAGGGAGUUGGAGUUUGAGAAAGAAAAACUUAGUCCUCGUUACAUAGGUCCUUAUCACAUUACGAGGAGGAUUGAUGGGGUUACUUAUGAGUUGGAUUUGCCAGUGAGUUUAGCUUCUGUCCAUUCUGUGUUUCAUGUAUCAAUGUUGAAGAAACAUAUUGAGGAUCAUUCUCUUGUUUUGCCUGUGGAAGAGGUUAAUGUAAAAGACUCAUUAUCAUAUGAGGAAGAACCCGUUGCUAUUUUAGAUCGUCAAGUCUGA
Capsicum annuum is the source of this 336-nucleotide messenger RNA. RefSeq lists its product as uncharacterized. The transcript is spliced from 2 exons. Bases 1 to 336 code for a protein of 111 amino acids. The record is from RefSeq and is a predicted model, not a curated record. NCBI's taxonomy places the organism in Eukaryota, Viridiplantae, Streptophyta, Magnoliopsida, Solanales, Solanaceae.